CAACUUCCAGCAACGAAGUUUGGAAGAUGAAUCUGUAUAUAAUUACAGGUUUGCUAAUAUUAACUUGGAGAACCUCAUCCCUGGAAAUCAGCCCAAAUGAGACGGAAAUAGUGCUCAAUCUUGACAGCACCUUUACUCUGAGCUGUUCGGACACUGAGAAGAUAGUCUGGAAGCACGAUGAACAGUUUGUUUCCUCCAGUCUGGAAUACAAAGAUGGCCUGUACACCAGUAUCCUGACCCUUCGUAAUGUAAACGGUAUAAACACAGGGCUCUACUCAUGUCUGUACAAUGAGUCAACUAGCCAAGGAGAUGAAGGUGACAUGAAAUCUGUCUACAUCUUUGUACCAGAUCCUGAAAUGUGGUUUCUGCCAAUCAAGGAACAUGGGGAGUUCUUGAUUGUUCUAAUAAACAGCAAAAAUACAAUUCCUUGCCGAGUGACUUACCCUAACGCCACAGUAACUCUUCAUGAGAAGGAGGCAGAUAUUGAAAUCCCUUACCCAUAUGACAACAAGAAAGGUUUCACCGGAUAUUUCGAAGACCGAAACUAUUAUUGUAAAGCGUCUCUUGAUGAGAAGGAAGUUUCAUCCAGUUCGUUUCAUAUCUAUAGUUUGCAAGUUUCAAACAUCAACAUGGAUGUUACCCCCGUACAAAGCAUAGUGAGGAUAGGGAACAAUAUCACCAUUAUAUGCACAGUUACCGAUAAUGAAAUUUUGAAUUUUACCUGGGAGUAUCCAGGUAGGAAGGCAGGAAGACCUGCUAUUGUGGGGCACUCAAUUAUACCUGGUACUUCUGUAAAUUCUGUCUUGAAUAUACUAGACGCCAAUGAAGAGGACUCAGGAACCUAUACUUGCACAGUGGAGGAAGUUUAUACUGGGGACUUUGAAAUGAAGAAUGUCAACAUUACUGUCGUUGAAAAGGGAUAUGUGAAGAUGCACAUGGAAGGCACUUUACAGCCCACUAACCUACAUCAAAGCACCUCCGUUGUGGUAUCCAUUGAGGCUUACCCCAAACCCACAAUCGAGUGGCUAAAAGGUGACCAUCUCCUGCCUGGAAAUAAUAACAGCCUUGUGAACAUUGUGACUGAAAAAUCUGCUGAGAACACGUAUGUUACUACACUGUCACUUGUGAGAGUCAAAGAAAAAGAUGGAGGCUCUUACACGCUGAAAGUUUACAAUGAAGAUGAUUAUGGAGAGAUGACAUUUGACCUUCAGAUAAAUGUGCCAGUUGAAAUAAAGGAAAUGAUUGACAGCCAUCCUAUAGGUGGCGGACAGAUAGUGACAUGUGUUGGCAAAGGGAUGCCAAGGCCAGAGAUCACUUGGUACAUCUGUACUGAGAUAAAAAGGUGCAGCAGUAAGGGGUGGAGCCAGUGGGAGCCUCUACACAACACAACCGCACACAUUAAGUAUGAUAUGAACAUCAGUUAUUCACAACCAGAAGAGUUUGGAACCUACCGUGUCAAGAGCAUUCUCCAUGUCCGCGGUAUUGCAGAUUCUCUCUCUUUGCGCUGCCUUGGCGACAAUGAUCUUGGAAUGAGCCACCAUCGUGACGUCACCCUAGUGCCUCAUAAUUUGCCUUUCAAAGUUGUGUUCAUAUCAGCUAUUGUGGGACUGAUCGUCUUGGCUGUUAUAUUCCUUAUAAUACUUAUCGUUCUGUGGAAAAAGAAACCUCGCUAUGAAAUACGAUGGAAAGUCAUUGAGUCGGUCAGCUCUGAUGGCCAUGAGUACAUCUAUGUGGACCCUCUGCAACUUCCAUAUGACUCCAGCUGGGAGAUUUCAAGAGACAAAUUAGUUUUAGGUCGUACCCUUGGUUCUGGCGCAUUUGGUAGAGUUGUUGAAGCUACAGCUCAUGGAUUAGGCCACGCUCAGUCCACCACAAAAGUAGCUGUGAAGAUGCUGAAAUCCACUGCCAGAAGCAGUGAGAAGCAGGCUCUCAUGUCUGAACUGAAGAUCAUGAGUCAUCUGGGUCCACACCUAAAUAUUGUCAACUUGUUAGCUGCAUGUACCAAAGGAGGACCUACUUACAUAGUGACAGAAUACUGCAGGUUCGGAGACCUGGUGGAUUAUUUACACAGAAACAAGCACACCUUCUUGCAGUACUAUGCUGACAAAAGUAGGAAAGAGAAUGAGGAGUACAGUAACACUUCCACAGGAGAGAGGAUGUCAAGCCACUUUUCAAUCCCGGUAGACAGUGAUGGAGGCUACAUGGACAUGAGCAAAGAUGAUAUCUACUACGUGCCUAUGCUGGACCUCAAAGAAGACAUUAAAUAUGCAGAGAUUGAGCCAUCUGGUUAUGGAACCACAUAUGAGCUGGAAAGUUACUCCACUUCUGGUCAGACCAAUUAUAACACCUUGAUAAAUGAAUCUCCAAUCCUCAGUUAUACCGAUUUAAUUGGAUUUAGCUACCAAGUCGCUAACGGGAUGGAAUUUCUUGCUUCAAAGAAUUGUGUUCAUCGCGAUUUGGCUGCAAGAAAUGUUCUGAUCUGUGAGGGGAAACUGGUGAAGAUCUGUGAUUUUGGACUAGCCAGAGACAUCGUCAGAGACUCCAACUAUAUUUCCAAAGGCAACACUUUCCUUCCUCUGAAAUGGAUGGCACCAGAGAGUAUAUUCAACAACCUGUACACAACUCUUAGUGAUGUGUGGUCUUUUGGAAUCCUUCUUUGGGAAAUUUUCACUUUAGGUGGAACACCCUACCCGGAGCUGCCUAUGAAUGAGCAGUUUUACAAUGCUAUAAAGAGAGGCUAUCGGAUGUCAAGACCUUCUUAUGCUUCAGAGGAAAUAUAUGAAAUUAUGCAGAAAUGCUGGGAUGAGAAAUUUGAGAAAAGACCAUCCUUCAAUACCCUAGUGAAUAUGACUGGGAAUCUUUUAGUUGAAGGCUACAAACAGAGAUACAAACAAGUGAAUGAAGAAUUUUUAAGAAGUGAUCAUCCUGCUGUGGUUCGUGUCAGACCCAGAAUGGCGAAAAUAAAUAACGGUGGAGAAAGCAUUACAAAUAUUUCAUAUUCAGCCGUGCAACCAAAUGACAAUGACUAUAUUAUUCCUCUGCCUGAUCCCAAGCCUGAAGAGUCUGAUAAUAUGCUCAAUGAGAAUUCAGAGAGUCGUCCAAGUUCUACUCUGCAAGAAGGGAAUACAUCAUCUACAAUCUCCUGCGACAGUCCUCUGAGACAGCCAGAACAAGAUGUGGAGAGUGAUCUUCAGCAAGCUGAGCAACCUCAUGAGGAAGAGGAAAGUUUCCUGUAGCAAAUUAAAAAUAACAAGACUUGGCAAUGACCAUCAGCUGCAAUUAAGUUUUUAUGCAUCAAGGUACAAGAAAAUGUUAUCUUCUGAUUAUUCCAACUUUUCACCACAAAGAUGACCAGGUCCAUCACCUGGAGUUGAUGACCAAAGAAAUGAACAAACUCUACAAUCUUAGCACACUUUACUGGCCCACUUUAAUCUUUAAGGAUGUUAACUCCAACUAUAUAGCCUUUUUUAAAGGUAUUGUGGUCAAACCAUUGGAUGGCAAAGCCACAGAUGCCAAAUCAGUAUUACAAACGUUGAUCUUACUUUCCAAGUGUAACACUAUAAAGAAAUGUGCAAUAUAACAGAUUAUUUUGAGCAUUUAUUUUAAUGAAGCAUUGAAUGGCAUGUUACUGAAAACAUCACCUUAAGGAGAAACUGUCAGAAGCAUAAAGUACAGAUAUCUGGCAAGCAUAAGUGGCCAUGUGCAUCAUUCCACCACUUAUUUCUUUCUGCUGAUUUCACUGCCAAGAUGACUAAUGCACUUCUAGAAUUGAAGGAACUGGUGACAUCUCUAACUAUGAUUGAUGGAAGCACAAGGAACAUCAUUCUCUAACUUCCCAACUGUCCCAGAAGGAAUGUGACUUGGUUCAAUGGAUGUAGUUUAAUAAAAUAUGGCCAGUUUGGAGCUGUAGUAGGACAUAGGAAACAUGUCCACAUUAU
Molecule: messenger RNA, 3938 nt
Organism: Nanorana parkeri
Lineage: Eukaryota; Metazoa; Chordata; Amphibia; Anura; Dicroglossidae
Gene: PDGFRB
Product: platelet derived growth factor receptor beta
Exons: 22
Coding region: 27-3236 (1069 amino acids)
Biological process (GO): cell surface receptor protein tyrosine kinase signaling pathway; angiogenesis; positive regulation of smooth muscle cell migration
Cellular component (GO): signaling receptor complex
Molecular function (GO): ATP binding; platelet-derived growth factor binding; platelet-derived growth factor beta-receptor activity
Source: RefSeq, a predicted model, not a curated record